UACAUCUCUCUGAAAAAUCAACCAUCUACCAAGGGACAUUUGAUCUACUCACCAUCAGAGAUUAAAAUAAAAAAUAUAUAAGUAACACAAAAUGCAGAAGUGAGAGAGCUGAGGCAAAUAUUGUACAUCAGACCUCAAUCUAGCACCUCACUUCCAUGUAGCAGUUCAUGUCAGGGAGGUUGGUUUCGACUGCUUGGUUUGGCUGAUCUGUCAGCUCAGGGUCGACUCAAGCGUAGAGGAGAGAGAAUAUAAUGUGUCAGGGUUUUGUUACCAGGAAGUGGGUCGAGUUAUUUAUAUUUCAACACUCGUCCUCUCGUACCCGAGGGAGAACCAAUGGUAGUAACCUGAAACUAGAUAUUCAAACAUUGUGUGGUUCUGGAUGCAUCGACAUGAUAGAGAACAAUUGGCUUCACGUUGAGGAACUCUGAGGACCCGGAGAAACUAUCUGUAAAUGUAAAUAAUGUAAAGACUGUGUGGAAGGGUAAAGUGACCCUGUGAGGGAUUCAACAUUGGCAAAGGUGUUGGGAUGAAGCUCCAUGAGAAGAUUCUGACCCAUUACCUAUCAUGCACCUCUCCAGUAGACAAAGAGGGAUAUCUUUACAAAAAGAAAGAGCGAACUGCCAACUACCAGCGGCGGUGGUUUGUCCUGAAGGCAAACCUGCUUUUCUACCAGGAGCGCCCAGCUGAUCGACACCUGCUGGGUGUCAUCGUGCUGGAGGGGUGUGAAGUCCGGCACUCGGAGUCUGAUGGACAGUUUGCCUUUUCUCUGGUGUUUGAAGGGCCUGGACUCAAAACCUACAGAUUUGCAGCAGGGGAUCGUCAGACUCUAGAGAGCUGGGUGAAAGCUUUGCUCUCAGCCAGCCACUGUUACCUCUCCCUGCUGGUGAAAGACUUGGGCAGGCAGUAUGAAGGUGUGUUAGAAGCUAAACAGCAACAAGGCUCUGGUGAAUCUGGUGACAGCUCCUCUGUCAGUGCCCUCAAACAGUCCACGACCAACUUCUUCUUACCUGUGCAGUGGCCAACAACAGUGGUCAGGGAGGGGAGAAGCUUCAGUGCUAGCACUGUUUUACAUGUUCCUUCAAUACCCACUAAAGUGGUAGCUAAAAAGUCCCCUAAACUGUGGCUCAGGAGAAAUGCUCACGUCACACCACUUAAUGGACCGGCACCUUUGUACGGCGAAUGGCCUUUGGUGGGUUUUGAUCCACUUGAGGAGUUUAGCAAACUUCAUGAUUAUUAUGGCCAAGAAGUGAAGAAAGCGAGAGAGGAAUGGCUGAGGAGUCGACAAGCAAAAGAGGAACACGUUGAUAGAGAUCUCAUCGACCUGGGCUGAAAGUAAAACUGACAGUUUAGAGACCAUUUAAGAGGAAGUGAGAUGGAGUGGUUCAUGUGUGUUAAAAAGUUCCUGAACGGUUGUGAGUUAUAGCCUGCUGUAUUUAAGAACAUGGAGUUUGAGGCCCAGACAUCUGUAAAUGUGCUAAAUUUCAUAUAAUGAGUUUAGGACAUUUGUAUGUUAAAUUUGUUUACAGUAAGUUGUAAUUUUCCUGAUUUUCCAUGGGAUGUAACAAAGAACAUCACAUCAUUUAAAAUAUUUUUACUAAUAACAUUAACAAUGUCUCAGUUCUAUUUAAAUGUCACAGUAGGCAAUAACAGUGUAACAAUGAGACAGCAUGCACAAUAACACGGCCCUGAAACUGAAGCAGCUAAAUGGAAUUCAGCCAUGAGUAAUUUUAUUAUUUACACCUGUUCUUUACAUGUCAAAAUGUCUCCCAUGAAAAAGGCCUUUUCCUUGUUUGUUCUCAUGUAGUCCCUGCUAAUUGUAACUUGCACACCUGCGGCUAAUUGCAUAUGCAUAGCAGUAUUAAGCAAAGAGCAUUAUAUAUUUUUCAUUGCUUGAAAAUAAAAUUGGUCUGUUGACUUAAAUGUCUCAUAAUCAAUUAGCUGAAAUACACAGCCAUACAUCUGUGAUACAUAAUAAGAUGCUGAUACACAAAAUACAAACAUAACUUUAUUUCAAAUUCUAGUCCAUAAUGUGAAGUUUGAUUAUUUUUUUUUUUAUGUUUCUGGUAGAAUUACAGGGAAAUAAAUGGAAAUAAGCACAAGACAUCUAGAAUUUUCUGUUUUAUGUAAUAGGCCUUUUUUCACUGCAGACAUUUUGACUUGUCAUAGUAGGAAAAGUACAGGUGUUUCAAAUAACAUUAAGAAUGGCUCCGUACUAUUCAAGUGUCCCAGUAAGCCAUGACAGUGUGACAGAGAGCCAGCAUGCACAACUCCAGGACCCUGAAACUGAAGCAGCUAAAUUCUUCAUCUUCAUUCUUCGUCAUUAUUAAUGAAUAAUUAUUAAUAAAAUAACUGUUGGCCUCAUAAUUAGUUAGUUUACAUAUGAAUACACAGCCCUAGGUAAAAUACAAACACAACUUUGGUCUCUGGUCCAGUUCAUAAAGUUUUAAAACAUAAAAUAUCUUCCUGCAUAUGGAAAUAAGCAUGUGACAGAUAGAAGUUGUCUAUCCUACAGUCAUAAAGAAAUGGGAUCUUGUGUUUGAAUAUUUAUCUCAAUUAAAGGCAUGGUUUUGUUCAGUAGAAUCGUUGAAGCAAGCAGAUAAACAUUAUGUGUAGAAAUAUUAUUUUAUCUUACAUUAAAGCUACUUUAAGAGGAGAUUUGUGGAAAACACAGAGAACACUGAAGCUUAGGAAAUUAAUUUGCUCUCCCUUUUACUGGCAAAAAAAUCACUGAGUCUACGAAGCAUCAGAGAAACAUACAGUAUAUGACAGUCAGUGGAGGAUGGUGAACAGCAGAGGGCGCUGAAGGCACAGUGUGCUGACAAUGGGCUGGAGAGAACCACCUGAUUUAGAGUAAGCUCAGCAGUGUGAUUUAGUCAGAAAUAGAUCAGUGUGCAAGAGACAAUGUGAAUGCAGCUGGUGUUAAAACUGACAGGUUAAACAUUUUGGGAAAUCAAGUGCCUUUAAUUGAGUUAUCCACUCAUUUACUUGGAUCAUUACAUGUCCGACUGUAAUUUCCAUUGAAUCCACUGGGUUAAUUAGACAAAGUAACCGCUUCAGAGGCAAAAACUGUGGUAGUGUGUAAGUGUAAUAGGCUUUAUGAUAAAACUGUUCAUUCAACUGCCAAGCCACCAGAUUGAAA
Siniperca chuatsi (mandarin fish) is the source of this 3139-nucleotide messenger RNA. It is a transcript of the gene pheta2, whose product is annotated as PH domain containing endocytic trafficking adaptor 2. Gene Ontology annotation, biological process: receptor recycling; endosome organization; retrograde transport, endosome to Golgi. The transcript has 4 exons. NCBI's taxonomy places the organism in Eukaryota, Metazoa, Chordata, Actinopteri, Centrarchiformes, Sinipercidae. The record is from RefSeq and is a predicted model, not a curated record. The coding region runs from base 527 to 1330 and encodes 267 amino acids. Gene Ontology annotation, cellular component: early endosome; trans-Golgi network; recycling endosome.